Messenger RNA from Urocitellus parryii (Arctic ground squirrel), 2088 nucleotides. The record is from RefSeq and is a predicted model, not a curated record. Lineage: Eukaryota; Metazoa; Chordata; Mammalia; Rodentia; Sciuridae.
AUGCAUCUAGAGAACAAAGAUGGCAGGCUGGCUUCUGGUGCACUGGAGGUGGAGCUACAUCAGACAUCUGCUCCAACUUGUGCGGGCCCUGGGAGGCUGGGGACUGCCAGACCCACCACCAGAAACCACCAAAACAGCUGGGCAGACUCCUCAAGCUCCUACCCCAGCCAGGCUGCUGGGCAAAGCCGCUGGGCUCCUGAGCACCAGGAUUUGGACUCAUUUCUCACAGAAGGGAGGUCCGCAUCUCCUUUGCUUCAGUUCUUCAGCUCCAGUUCUAAAGACCCCUGCAUUACAGAAAAUACUCCAUUGCUGCAUAAUUCCUCACAAAACAGAGGGUCUCGGUGCAUGCCUGCUUACUCCUCAGAGUUCAUCACCGCUGAUGAAUCUUGGGAAAACAGCUCGGUUGAGUGGGAAGGAAGAUACCUGCUGAGCAGAGACACAGCUGGUUUGUCUACAUCUGCCUCCUCAGAGAAGGGGGAGCUUCCGGACAGCACCCACCUCAGAGUCCAUAUGUCCACACUGAGGCGCUGCUUGCAGUGGGUGAAAGUCACGGGUCUGUUUGUCUUUGUGGUGGUGUGCUCUAUUUUAUUCAGCCUGUAUCCAGAUCAAGGAAAGUUCUGGCAGUUGUUGGCUGUGUCACCGCUGGAAAGCUACUCUGUGAACCUCAGCAGCCGUGCAGACUCCAUGCUGCUCCAGGUGGACCUGGCAGGGGCCCUGGAGACUGGUGGGCCAGGUCGUACCGGGAGAGAAGAACAUGUCCUGGUAGAGGUGACCCAGACAGAUGCACCGGGCUCCAGGCGGCGUCGGCAGCAGCAGGUCACUCACAAUUGGACGGUAGUUUUAAAUCCCAGAAGAAGUGAGCAUUCAGUGGUGAGCAGGACCUUUGAGAUACUGAACAGAGAGACUGUUUCCAUCAGCAUCCGGGCCUCCCUCCAGCAGACCCAGGUUGUUCCUCUUUUGCUGGCUCAUCAGUACCUGCGGGCAAGUAUAGAAGCACAAGUGACCAUCGCCGCGGCCAUCCUUGCAGGGGUCUACGUGCUCAUCAUAUUUGAGAUCGUUCACAGAACUCUGGCAGCCAUGUUGGGGGCCCUUGCAGCUUUAGCAGCACUGGCUGUGAUUGGCGAUAGACCCAGCCUGACCCACGUGGUGGAGUGGAUUGAUUUUGAGACCCUGGCCCUGCUGUUUGGCAUGAUGAUCUUAGUAGCCAUAUUUUCAGAAACUGGAUUUUUUGAUUUUUGUGCUGUAAAGGCAUACCGACUAUCCCGAGGAAGGGUAUGGACCAUGAUCAUCAUGCUGUGUCUCAUUGCUGCCAUCCUUUCUGCCUUCUUAGACAAUGUCACCACGAUGCUCCUCUUUACUCCUGUGACCAUAAGAUUAUGUGAGGUGCUCAACCUUGAUCCAAGGCAAGUCCUGAUUGCAGAGGUGAUCUUCACAAACAUUGGAGGAGCUGCCACUGCCAUCGGGGACCCACCAAAUGUCAUUAUUGUUUCCAACCAAGAAUUGAGGAAGAUGGGCCUGGACUUCGCCAGAUUCACGGCACACAUGUUUGUUGGGAUUUGCCUUGUUCUUCUGGUCUCAUUCCCACUCCUCAGACUGCUGUACUGGAACAAAAAGCUUUAUAACAAGGAGCCCAGUGAGAUCGUUGAACUGAAGCACGAGAUUCACGUGUGGCGCCUGACAGCGCAGCGCAUCAGCCCAGCCAGCCGUGAGGAGACGGCCGUGCGUGGCCUGCUGCUGCGGAAGGUGCUGGCACUGGAGCACCUGCUGGCCCGAAGGCUGCACACCUUCAAUAGACAAAUCUCACAGGAAGACAAAAACUGGGAGACCAAUAUUCAGGAGCUUCAAAAAAAGCACAGGAUCUCAGACAGGAUUCUGCUUGUCAAAUGCCUGAUGGUGCUGGGAUUUGUUAUCUUUAUGUUCUUUCUCAAUUCAUUUGUCCCUGGUAUUCAUCUUGAUCUUGGAUGGAUUGCUAUUCUGGGUGCCAUCUGGCUGCUAAUUUUAGCUGAUAUCCAUGAUUUUGAGAUAAUUCUACACAGAGUGGAAUGGGCAACCCUUCUGUUCUUUGCUGCACUCUUCGUAUUGAUGGAG